CAUUCCAUGAGUAUAAGUAUUGACAAGAUCGCCGCCGUAACUCGAUCGAAAACUCCUUCACCACACAGUUCACUCUGCAUCUUACAGUCUCUCACUACCACAGUCACUAUCUCACCAUCACUUUCUUUUGCAGUCUCUGACACCCAGUCCAAUCACUUACAUCCCAACUUCUUCAACUCAACACCGCAAAGGUAGGAUAAAACCCUCAUCCCGACCGUCCCCCCUUCAGACACGAAAACUGACCAUCCCAUCUUCCACAGAUGCAAUUCUCCACCCUCUUCCCCACCAUCCUCCUCGGCGCCUCCUUCGUCGCCGCAGACUACUGCACCCAGGCCCUCGACCCGGAGGGCCGCAAGUCCAACACGGGCUUCCGCUUCGAGAGCGUCGACAACGCCCACUGGAAGUGGCAGUCCCGCGACCUCCAGGUCGUCACCACCCUCAACCAGAACUGCCAGAUCCACCAGGGCGGCGGUGGCGGCCCCUUCGCCGCCACCAUCUGCAUCGACUUUGACGGCAACUACGCCUGCUGGGUCACCCCCGCCAAGAACCAGGUCUGCGAUCUCGUGUUUGAGCAGAACGAGGCGCCCAUUGAUGUCUGCAAGAGCAUCAAGAACAUUUGGGGAUGGGUUGCUUAGACGGUGUACUGUAAGAGCUUGGGUCCUUUUUCCGAGUUGUGAAAACGUAGCUAACGGAUCCCUAAGCUUUUCUUUGUCAAAAAGUACGUACACGGCAGUCUUGGGACGGAAUUUCUCUUGUCUCGGGAUGACGGGAAGCAAGCUAGUCCGACAGUCUGCUAGAGGCUCUGCAGAAGACUUUGGCCUAUUCGAAGGAUUGACGUGCACCUGGAAUCUCUGAGUAGAGCUGCUAUUUCUGUUAAUCCACUGUUUCCAACUGCCUUUCAAUUUCCUAGUGCAAGAAGUUGAGUCUCGAACAUUGGAAAGCCACACUUACAACGAAACCGGG
Messenger RNA from Colletotrichum acutatum, 963 nucleotides. RefSeq lists its product as uncharacterized. The transcript has 2 exons. Bases 261 to 635 code for a protein of 124 amino acids. The record is from RefSeq and is a predicted model, not a curated record. Lineage: Eukaryota; Fungi; Ascomycota; Sordariomycetes; Glomerellales; Glomerellaceae.